UGGUGUGAAAAAAUUAAAAGGUUUCUAAGCAUCCAUCAUAAAGGCUUUUAUGCUCCAGGCCUGGAGUUAUCUUGGUGGACGGAUUUUCCGUUUCCUUCUGCCCCGGAUACUAAGAUCCAAAGCAAACCCUGAUCAAUUUCCCAUUUGGAUACUUUGAUUUUGCCAUAUCAUACGAAACGAAACAUACACUAGAUAACAUGUUUUAAAUAUCAAACAAGCUCAAAUAAGAGUCCAAGAGCAAGCAAAUUCAUGAUGGGGACAGAACUCAUCAGGCAUCAUGUUAAAGAAGAGAACAUGGAAAUUUCAUCUAUUCCACCAGGUUUUGAGUCACUUACAGCUUUUUCCCUAAAAAGAGUGGACAAUAGUUCACAGACAACAAAGGAUGAACCAGGGGUUACCUACAUUGAUGAUGAAGAUGUAAGAAGGUCUAUUAAGCGUAGACCAUGGAUAAACCAUGGCAGAAUUGAUACCACUUCUGAAGAUGAGUCUGAUUCUAAGCAGAAUCAAACUUUGGGUGCUCAGCUUCCUAAAGGGGUUGUCCGUGGAUGUGAGGACUGUAGUAACUGCCAAAAGGUCAUUGCAAGAUGGCAUCCUGGUGAAGCUCGCAUGCCUGAUCUUCUUGAUGCUCCUGUUUUUCACCCGAGUGAAGAGGAAUUUGAAGAUACACUAAAGUACAUUGCUAGCAUACGUGAAAAAGCUGAACCAUAUGGUAUAUGUCGUAUAGUGCCACCUCCAUCAUGGAAACCUCCAUGCCCUCUCAAGGAAAAAACCGUGUGGGAAUCUUCAAGAUUUUCUACACGUAUCCAGAGAAUCGAUAAACUCCAAAAUCGCGAUUCAUUUAAAAAAAUAUUCACACCAAAUUACCACAAAAAAAGAAAACAAAGAAAAUGCUCGAAACCAUUGUCAGAUAAUAACUCAUCCCCUGUUGAACCCGAAGAUGGUUUUGGUUUUGGUUUUGAACCGGGUCCACAAUUCACUCUUAAGGAAUUUGAAAAGUACGCAGACGAUUUCAAAAACCAGUAUUUCAUGAAAAAUAACAAUUCUGAACCUUCGGUUGAAACAAUCGAGGGUGAAUAUUGGCGUAUGGUAGAAAAGCCUUCUGAACAAGUUGAGGUGCUUUAUGGUGCUGAUUUGGAAACUGGCACGUUUGGUAGCGGGUUUCCCAAAGAAUCUAAUCAAAUUCAAAUUCCAGGUGGGCCCCACGAGAAGUUUGUUAGAUCUGGUUGGAACUUGAACAACCUUCCGAGGUUACCGGGGUCCGUUCUCUCAUACGAAAGCAGUGAUAUAUCCGGUGUUUUGGUCCCUUGGUUGUAUAUCGGAAUGUGCUUUUCAUCAUUUUGUUGGCAUGUUGAAGAUCAUCAUUUAUAUUCAAUGAAUUACAUGCAUUUUGGGGCUUCAAAAUUAUGGUAUGGAGUGCCUGGAAAAGACGCGAUUAAACUUGAAGCAGCUAUGAGAAAGAAUUUACCCGAUCUUUUUGCUGAACAACCAGACUUGCUUCAUAAACUGGUGACACAGCUUUCCCCAUCCAUACUAAAAUCAGAAGGGGUCCCGGUUUUUCGAUGUGUUCAAAAUCCCGGAGAGUUUAUUUUGACUUUUCCUCGGGCGUAUCAUUCGGGUUUUAAUUGUGGGUUUAAUUGUGCGGAAGCGGUCAAUGUGGCCCCCGUUGACUGGUUACCGCAUGGUCAAAACGCGAUUGAACUGUAUCGUGAACAUGCCCGCAAGACUUCAAUUUCUCAUGAUAAAUUGUUGCUUGGAGCUGCAAGAGAUGCUGUGAAAGCUCAUUGGGAGCUUAAUCUGCUCAGAAGAAACACACCGAGCAAUUUAAAAUGGAAAGAUGUGUGUGGAAAAGAUGGGGUUUUAUCGAAAGCACUUAAGGCACGUGUGGAGAUGGAGAGGGUAAGGAGGGAAUUUCACUGCAAGGGUUCACAGGCGUUGAAAAUGGAGGAGACUUUUGAUGAUAAAAGUGAGAGGGAAUGCAGUGUGUGCUUUUUUGACCUACAUCUCUCAGCUGCAGGAUGUCACCGUUGUUCGCCUGUGAAAUAUUCUUGCUUAAACCAUGCGAAACAGUUCUGUUCGUGUUCUUCAGCUUCAAAAUUCUUCCUUUUUCGUUAUGAUAUCAAUGAUUUAAGUAUAUUGGUUGAAGCUUUGGAAGGGAAAUUGAGUUCUAUAUAUCGAUGGGCAAAAUUUGAUCUCGGACUUUCUCUAUCUUCCUAUGUAGUAGCUAAAGAUGAUGAUGAUGACUCCUCACGAAUCCCCCCAGGGCAUAAUGGUAAUUCUACACACACUCCUGAGAAACCUUCAAAGCCUUCAUGUAUGGUGAACGAUACCGUCAUACUUGUUAGUGACGAUGAGGAUGAGGGUGAGUCCCCACCACUUGCUGACAUGGAAUCAACACGUGGGUCCCAUCCGGAAACUGUUAACAUUCCAAAUCCUGUGAAAUCUGAAGAUGUGUCAAAUAUAAAAGAGACUGGAGUUUGUGGUCAAAAUAGUUUGGAUAAAUACUAUCGCCAAAAAGGUCCUCGCAUGGCGAAAGUUGUUAGAAGAAUAAACUGUAAUCCCGACCCCUUGGAUUUUGGUGUAGUGCAAUCUGGACAUUCAUGGUGCGACACUCGUGCUAUUUACCCUAAAGGUUUCAGGAGUCGGGUUAAGUACAUAAGCAUUUUAGAUCCAACAGAUAUGUGUUACUACAUUUCAGAGAUCCAGGAUGGAGGACAUGAUAGACCACUAUUUAUGGUUUCGUUGGAGGAUUGUGAGAAUGAAGUGUUUAUUCAUUUAUCAGCUGCAAGAUGCUGGGAAAUGGUUCGAGAGAGAGUAAAUAAUGAAAUCUCAAAGCAACAUAAGCUUGGAAGGUCAAAGCUUCCUCCUUUACAGCCUCCUGGAAGCCUGGAUGGCAUGGAAAUGUUUGGGUUUUUAUCUCCCUCUAUCUUACAGCGUAUUCAGUCGAUGGAUAGGAAUCGGGUGAGUAGAGAGUACUGGGAAUCACGGCCUUUUCACUCUGAUGAUAAUGGUGAUUUAAAUACAAAUACAAAUACAAAUACAGGAGGAGAUGAUGCUUCUUUAAUGGUGAGAAGAUGUCUGAAGACUUUGGUCCACAUCUGCGCCAAGAAGAAGGCACAUAGACAUUUUUAG
Lactuca saligna is the source of this 3129-nucleotide messenger RNA. The record is from the annotation of a GenBank genome assembly. NCBI's taxonomy places the organism in Eukaryota, Viridiplantae, Streptophyta, Magnoliopsida, Asterales, Asteraceae.